Molecule: messenger RNA, 1668 nt
Organism: Psylliodes chrysocephalus
Lineage: Eukaryota; Metazoa; Arthropoda; Insecta; Coleoptera; Chrysomelidae
Source: the annotation of a GenBank genome assembly
AUGGAUGACUACUUAUCACGAGUAGUUAAUACUUUUACUACAACACAAAAUUCCAUAAUAACAAAUGAACCAGAAUACAGCCAUAAUGGUCCGGAAAAUGACUUAAACUCUGCUUCAAAAAACCUGGAAAUCUCCUCUAAGGCUAAUUAUCAUAAAUCUGUUAAUGAUGUUUGUGAAAUAUUACCUCAACUUCAAGAUCGUUGGAGUCCCUUAUAUGAAUUAUUACAAGAAUGGGGCCUCGAGACCAUCUACGAAAUAUUAUUAAGAAUCCAGGCUAAGUUUGAAUAUUACUUACAACGAUGGCAAAAACAUCACGGCAUACAGUUUGAGUCACUACUAAAUACAUCAAAAAUUGUUGACAGCCCAUGCAGAGUGGAUUCUCCUGCUACAUCGAAUUCUAAUAUAUCUAUCGUUUCUGAUGAUCAAAGUGAUGACACCCCAUCGAAUAAAGUGAAACUCCGUGAAAUUUUAAAUACAGCGGAGGGUCAAAUGAUUUUACAAUAUUUUGAUAAACACAAGGAGCUUAACCCAAAAAAUAGACAAAUAUUAAAUGAUUUAAUAGUCCAACAUUUUAUUGUCAAUAAGAAGAAAAUGACUGUUUCCAUAGCUGAUGACAUUUCAAAACAAAUCGUUACAAUAUUUACAAAUGAACCGAAAGAAUACUACUUUGCUGCCCAAUAUAAAAAGGCUCCUAAAGGAAAACUCUACAAUAAAUACCAAAACGAUAUGCAUAAAUUGGUUAAGUGUGGUCUUCUUGAGAAAAACAGCAGUGUCACAUCUAUCACAACUAAGGUUACAUCAUUUGAAGUUGAAGAAAAUUAUGAAGAACUUGUAGUAAGACUAAGAACGGAAGACAUGCCUUGGGAGCAAAUAGAAAUUCUGUGGGAACAGACCUGCCAGGGGCGCCUCAAGUCAAUUCGUGAAAAUAAUGACUGUCAUACGGCUUUAAUUCAAAAUUUAUGGAAACAAUAUUCACAUCCUAUGGGAUACAGACUGAUUGAACUUGAUUACUCGCAAUUUAUGAAUAAUGCAGACGGAACAUCCAUAGUAUCAGAAUGGACAGAUUUUUUUUUGAAAACCUCUCAGAUAUUUUUAAAGAAGUUUGGUACUAAUUUCGAAAUUAACGAAGUUGAUUCAGAAGAAGGUAAAAAUGCUUAUCUCUUAUGGUAUCUGCAUGCUUUAAAGCCAUCCAGUAAAAAAGUAACCAAAGAUGCAACAGGCAAAAAGAGCAUCUAUAAAUUUACAAUUAGAGAUUCCCAGAUGUCUUUUUUCAUGGUCGAACCAACAGCCGCAGCCCUCUUGUCAAAAAUGCAAGAGAUAUUAUCCAAAGGAAACCGAAUUCAACCAAUGAUUUUGAUUGUUGGUACAAUCAAAGAUCCAAAAGAAAUCAUGGGUGCACGUUACGGGAUACAGUUAGUUUACUGUCUUCUCCUUAUCAUCGAGCUGUGGCUCGCAACAUCGAUUUGCUGCGACGUCACCACUACUUCUUUUUGGUCUGCCGAAAUUGAGAGAAGUCUUUUCUCGGUGUCCAACAAUCUCGACGAUUUAUUGGUGAGAACGAGACAUUUUCCGACUCCUACUGGACCUGGGCUCCAUAUUCUGAGAAGUGCAGAUGGAGAGCACGAAGAUGGGCUCAAGAAUAGUGUCAUUCUGGGAGCUGCAGAAUGA